CCCCCCCCCCUCUCAGAAGACUCAAAGCCUGUUCAUGUUACCUUUAAUUGUCAUGUUUCCGUCUGAUUUGAUUGCUUGCACUUUCAAAUGUGAAAUUUUAGCGUCAAAUCAGUGCGAUAUCCGUCCAGUUCCCUCCAUCGUUUUGGGUUAAUUUGACCUGAAAUGGGAUGUUUAUCCGCGCUUUUCAUUCCAGUGAUGCUUCUGGUAGUUGGCACCAGUCGAGCAAAAUACGAACCGGACUGGAAGUCCAUCGACUCCAGGCCGCUUCCAGAGUGGUUCGAUCAGGCAAAGUUCGGCAUCUUCAUACACUGGGGGGUCUUCGUCCCCAGCUUCGGAAGCGAGUGGUUUUGGUGGUACUGGCAGAAGCAAAAACUAAAGCCGUACGUUGACUUUAUGCAGCGUAAUUAUCCCCCAGACUUCAAGUAUCAAGACUUUGCACCUCAGUUCACCGCGGAGUUCUUUGAUGCCGAAGAAUGGACGGACAUCUUUGCCUCGUCAGGGGCGAAGUACAUUGUCCUGACGACAAAACACCAUGAAGGUUUCACACUCUGGGGCUCAAAGAACUCCUGGAACUGGAACGCUGUGGAUGUCGGACCAAAAAGAGAUCUGGUAGAUGAAGUGGCGAGCGCCCUUCGUGGCAACAGUGACCUGCGUUUAGGACUCUAUCACUCUCUCUUUGAGUGGUUUAAUCCACUCUUUGAACUGGACGCUGCCAAUGUGUUCACGACAAACUACUUUCCUACCAGUAAAACGCUUCCUGAGCUGUAUGAGCUCGUUGUCAAAUACAAACCAGAGAUAUUGUGGUCAGAUGGGGACGGAGACGCACCAGAUAAGUACUGGAACAGCACAGGUUUCUUAGCCUGGCUCUAUAACGACAGUCCUGUUCGAGACACAGUGGUGACAAAUGAUCGCUGGGGCUAUGGUUCCAUCUGCACGCACGGUGGAUAUUACACCUGUGCUGAUCGCUACCAGCCUGGACACCUGCUCAAACACAAAUGGGAGAACUGCAUGACCAUCGACACAAAGUCAUGGGGCUACAGACGAAAUGCCGCCCUGAGUGACUACCUCACCAUCGAGCAGAUCGUAGCAACUCUGGUGGAGACUGUGUCCUGUGGGGGAAACCUGCUGAUGAACGUCGGCCCCACACACGAUGGAAGGAUCGCUCCGAUCUUUGAGGAGCGUCUGAGACAGAUGGGUCAGUGGCUGAAAGUCAACGGGGAGGCGAUUUACAACACAACAGCAUGGAGGGCCCAGAAUGACAGCGUCACGCCUAACGUCUGGUACACUUGUAGACCACAGGAAAAGCGGAUCUUUGCCAUUUUACUGGAGUGGCCUAUGGAUGGAUCUGUGAUCCUGAAUGAACCUGAUGUGACAGAAGGACAGACUCAGGUGGAGCUCGUCGGUCACGGGUCCGUGCAUUGGGAGCCUGUAAAGCCCAGCGGACUGCGGGUCUUCCUGCCCCAGCUGUCCUUCAGACAGAUGCCGUGCCAGUGGGCCUGGACACUGAGGCUGACAGGUGCCACUUAAAACCAGCUCACAUGAAGAAGAGACGGAGCUGCAGGCCUGAGAAAAGAACCCACACUUUUUAUAUGGACAUUUUUUAAUAGACUAUUACGAUAUAAAAAAUGAUCUUUUUCUAGGUCUGGAAAAAGAAACACAUCACAAAGUUAUUUGUUUAACUCUUGUGAUUGAAGUCUAGCUCAAUGUUACUGCGUUUAAGAAUGUAAGUCGUUAUUUUUUAAAACCAGAAACAGCCUGAAUGCAAAAAAUAUUGAGCUUUUGUAGAAAUUAUUUUGAAUUUUUCUGCACUUUUGAAGUUAAUGUUUUUUUUAACCUGGUCAUCAAAGAGAAAACAACAACAUCGCUGUACACUUUUAUUAACAAUGUUAAUAGCUUGUCCAUGAAUCACACCCAGCGUUUCUCAAGCCAGCAGAGUACUACACAAAACAAUCCAUGAGCCAAUUCGAUUACCUUCAUGCCAAACUACACUUUUAAUUCUAAGCUAUAUGCAACUUUAUAUCAAAAAUACGAAAACCUUCCUCCAAUCUCUCUUAUAUGACAACAUCACAUGUCAGAGAUUCCACUGUUGAAGAGGAGAUUCAUCCCCAACACACUUUUUAUCGCCUAUCUAGUCGACAUCAAAAGUAAUAGAAGUAUUUCCAUGUCCCUUAAGGGUUCAGUAUACUUCCUUGAAAUUACUUUUCAUUAAACCUACAUGUUAAAUAAAUGUUCCUGCAGUCUGCAGAAUUCAUCAAAUGAUAAAGUGUGUUUAGAAUGUGAAGGAAUGUUUGAAUCACAUAAAUGAACCUUUGAUGCUCCAUGUUUCUUUUUCUUUUUUUCUAUAAGUAUGCAUGUAGGGGGAAAAUUGCACAUUCCAAAAAUAAAUCAUGCUUUCUUAUAGGA
This is a messenger RNA of Labrus bergylta (ballan wrasse), 2403 nucleotides long. RefSeq names its product alpha-L-fucosidase 2 (gene fuca2). Gene Ontology annotation, cellular component: lysosome. Gene Ontology annotation, molecular function: alpha-L-fucosidase activity. NCBI's taxonomy places the organism in Eukaryota, Metazoa, Chordata, Actinopteri, Labriformes, Labridae. The record is from RefSeq and is a predicted model, not a curated record. Gene Ontology annotation, biological process: glycoside catabolic process; fucose metabolic process.